Messenger RNA from Gossypium raimondii (Peruvian cotton), 1139 nucleotides. Its product is annotated as bidirectional sugar transporter SWEET10. Gene Ontology annotation, cellular component: membrane. The record is from RefSeq and is a predicted model, not a curated record. The coding region runs from base 62 to 898 and encodes 278 amino acids. Gene Ontology annotation, biological process: carbohydrate transport. NCBI's taxonomy places the organism in Eukaryota, Viridiplantae, Streptophyta, Magnoliopsida, Malvales, Malvaceae. The transcript is spliced from 6 exons. Gene Ontology annotation, molecular function: sugar transmembrane transporter activity.
GACAUCAAUCAAAACUUUGUUUUUGAAACAAAGAAAGGAGAGGGAAUUUACAACAGAUAUUAUGGCUCUUCAUGUCUCUUGGGCUUUCGUUUUUGGCAUUCUGGGAAACGUUGUUUCAUUUCUGGUUUCCCUUGCUCCCCUGCCCACAUUUUACCAAAUAUACAAGAAGAGAACAUCGGAAGGGUACCAAUCAAUCCCUUACGUGGUAUCACUCUUCAGUGCGAUGCUUUGGAUUUACUAUGCACUCCUUAAGAAGGAUGCUAUGCUUCUCAUCACCAUCAACACUUUCUGCGUUUUCAUUCAGACUUUUUACAUUGUUGUUUACUUUUACUAUGGCCCAAAGAAGGAAAAGUUGGUGACACUGAAACUUAUCCUCCUCUUCAAUGUUUUCGGGUUCGGAGCCAUCUUUUUCUCAACUUUCUUCCUUAAAAACCCUUUGAUCCGUCUCCAAAUUCUUGGAUACAUUUGCAUGGGAUUCGCUUUGUGUGUGUUCGUUGCACCUCUCGGCAUUUUGAGAAAAGUGAUAAAAACCAAGAGCGUGGAGUAUAUGCCAUUUACUUUAUCAGUUUUCCUCACUCUCGGAGCAGUGAUGUGGUUUUUUUACGGCCUUUUGUUGAAGGAUAUGAACAUUGCUGUUCCCAAUGUACUUGGGUUUAUCUUUGGAAUUCUUCAAAUGAUUCUUUACGCCAUAUACAAGAACUACCCCAAGAAAAUGGUGGAAGAUCCCAAGCUUCAAUUAUCGGCUCAGCAAGUAGUCGUCGACGUCGUCAAACUGGGAUCGACGACGGUGUGUUUGGAAGUGAACGCGGUGGGUCCUAACCCCAACAAUGGUGAGGGAACCGAUGAAGCUCAAAAUAUCAAGACUAACAACACUACAGAUGCUUCAAACGAAGUCUGAAAGUGGAAUUAGAAUAUUCAAAGCAUGCAACGUCAUAUCUUGAGGUUUUUGCAUGGGAAAAUCUGGGUUGAAACCCAUGCAAAAAAAAAAAAAAAAUCCCCAGAUUUAUCUUAAUUAAAUUAAUAUGUUUAAUGUGUUCUGAAUCUUUCAAUUUAUGUCGUCUCUUAGUAUUAAUCUUUCAUCUGUAACUCUGCUAAUCAUGUUUUUAUCAUUAAUGAAAUGUUUAUAGUUGGUAGUGAAA